Molecule: messenger RNA, 2256 nt
Organism: Lathyrus sativus (Indian pea)
Lineage: Eukaryota; Viridiplantae; Streptophyta; Magnoliopsida; Fabales; Fabaceae
Source: the annotation of a GenBank genome assembly
AUGGAGUCUCUCUUCGACGCAAUCAACAUUCGCGAUCUUCUCUCUGCACAAGAUCUCUCCGACCGAAGUUCCCCUCUCUCGGCACCGGAUCUCCGCCUCCUCAUCGACCGUGUCGAGUCUCACUCUCUCCAGAUCCGAUCACAGGUACAAUCCUACCUCGCUUCUCACCACGAUGACUUCGCAAGCCUCUUCUCUCUCUGCAACGACGCCGUUUCGCAGACACUUCAGGUCUCCGAUGACCUUGCCGGCGUCCUGCGGCUGGUUUCCGAGCGCCCGGCUGACGUGGAGGUGCGAGAAGUUGUGGAGGAGAUGAAAUCGAAAAGCGAGGAACUGAAGGUGAAGAGAGAGUUGUUAGGUUUGGUGGGAAUAAUUGUGAAUUUGAAUAAGAGAUUGGAGAGUGUUAAGGAAGCGUUGAAGAAUGGGAAGUUUCAGUUUGCUGCUCAAUGGUUGAAGGAGUUGAAGGUUGCAUUGAGGAUUGGGGAUGAAGAUGAUAGGGAGCCAUUGGUGUACGGGUUGUUGAGGAAGGAAUGGUCUCAGUGUUUUGAAGAGAUUCAAGAGGUCCUCGUGAAGUUUAUGGAUAAGGCUGUGCGAUUUGAUGGUGACUUGAAUCAAGUAGAAGUCAAGUAUCAUUUAGAAGUUCAGAAUUUGAGUGGGAUUCAGUUGCAAAUGGUUUUGGAAGCAAUGGAGGUGGUUGGUAUUCUAGAGUAUGGGCUUGCUAAAGUUGCUGAUUUAAUGAUCAAAUAUGUCAUCAUUCCUUUCAUUAAUCGUGGACAACCUCUUUCAUUUCUAGAUGAGUCAAAUCAAAAUUCAGCCGUACUGAAGAUAGUUCCAACGCCAGAUAGUAAGCUCGAGUAUUUGGACGGGGAGCUUCUCUAUUCAGGGAUUGUGCUUUUUAUUAAAUUUAUUUAUAGAAGUAUUUGCUUCAAAAACAGUUCUUGGAUCCGAAGUUUUGGACGUUUGACAUGGCCUAGGAUAUCAGAGCUAAUAAUAUCAAGCUUUCUUUCAAAGGUUGUUCCAACCGAUGCUUCAAAACUACCUGACUUUCAGAAGAUUAUCAAAUGUACAUCUGACUUUGAAACAGCUUUGAAAGAGCUUAUGUUCAUUUCAUCAGAUGACAAGGAUAACAGGCUGAGCAAUUUUGCUGAAAAUGUUGAGGUUCACUUUGCAUUUAAGAAAAAGACAGAAAUUUUGGCUAAAGCUAGAAAUCUGCUCCAUGAAUGUGACUUUUCCAUUCCUCAAGAGUAUACAAGGGAUGGGUAUAUUUGGAAGAAUGAUGAAACUUCUGAUCUUUCAUCCAGCCAUGUGGUUGAUUUGCUUUUCUCAUCAGAGAGGUGUUUGGUGUCCAAAGCAGCCAAACAAUUGAUGGAACUAAUUCAUCAGACACUGCAGGAUGUCUGCCUGUCAUCUACAAAAGUUGCUUUGGAGUUUUAUAAUGCUGCUAGAGAUGCUAUACUUCUUUAUGAAGUGGUAGUCCCUGUCAAGCUAGAAAGGCAGCUUGGUAGCUUCAAUCAAGUUGCUGUUCUGAUGCAUAAUGACUGCCUUUAUCUUUCCCAGGAGAUACUUGGAUUUGCAUUUGAGUAUCGAGCAGAUUUUCCUAGUUCGAUGAAGGAGCAUGCUAUGUUUGCUGAUUUGGCUCCAAGAUUUCAGCUUUUGGCAGAAGAAAUAUUGCAGAGACAAGUUCACCUUGUUAUUUAUAACUUGAAGGAGGCUAUAGAAAGUGCUGAUGGGUUUCAGAAUACUCAUCAAAUGCAACAAUUUGAGUCGGCUAAAUUCAGCAUUGACCAGGUUGUUUUCAUUCUGGAAAAAGUGCAUAUCAUAUGGGAACCAUUUUUGCUUCCUUCAACUUACAAGAAAAGCAUGUGUGCAGUAUUAGAAUCAGUUUUCUCUAGAAUUUCAAGAGAUAUACUUCUCCUAGAUGACAUAGCUGCAGAUGAGACUUUACAGCUACAAAGACUAAUCCAUUUAAUGCUGGAAAGCCUAUCAUCGUUAUUUGAGUCCUUGGCCACGGGUGAUCCGAAUUUGCGUGAGUUCUCUGCAGAGUUUCUUGAAGAUCUUAUUCCAUCUUUACGUAAAAUCCGCAAACUAUCAGAAUUAUUAGAUAUGCCUUUAAAAUCCAUUACAGCAUCUUGGGAGAAUAAAGAAUUGCUCAGUUGUGGCUUUACUAUAACAGAGGUGGAAGAUUUCAUAAAAGCUAUAUUUGCAGACUCACCUUUAAGAAAAGACUGUUUACGGAGGAUACAAAAUACGAGCUUUUAG